Molecule: messenger RNA, 2646 nt
Organism: Synchiropus splendidus (mandarinfish)
Lineage: Eukaryota; Metazoa; Chordata; Actinopteri; Syngnathiformes; Callionymidae
Exons: 14
Coding region: 378-1661 (427 amino acids)
Biological process (GO): oogenesis; homologous chromosome pairing at meiosis; meiotic DNA double-strand break processing involved in reciprocal meiotic recombination
Cellular component (GO): central element
Source: RefSeq, a predicted model, not a curated record
CGUGUUUAACCGAACUGGUGGCUCCAACUCGGCGCGUGAGCUGCUCAGCAUUUUAGAAAGAGGGUGGUCGUCAGCCAGCCGAAGAAGAUGGACACGAUGAUGCAGAACAAGAGAAUAAGCAACACGUCUCGGUGGUUCUCGUAAACGUCGAAGGCGCGUCGAAGCAUCUUCACGCCGUGGAUAUCUUCAACGACUUUAAACUCAUAUAACGCUGAAGUGAAAACGCCAAACUAUAUGUCGGCCUCUAACAGUGUUGUUAAUGUUGUGUGGAACGCAUCUCAGUGUAUUUAUUUUAUUUGGUCAACAUCAAAGCGUUAAAGAGCGAACGCUGGUUACGUCACAAAGGUGUGUGUUUCGCGCUUCGUCGGACAGACAAAAUGGAGGAGCAGUUCUCUAUCGGUACCGUGCAGAGUCUUCUGUUGAAGCUCGCGCUGGAAAAUCAAGAGCUCUCCUUGAAGAAGAGUGACGUCAACCAACAAAUUAAAAUUUGCAAAGCAGCAAUAGCAAAGCGACAGCUUUCCAUUGAAGCCACACAGAGCAACAUCCAGAGGCUCGACAGUGAAGUGCAGAGCCGGCAGAACACAGUCAAGCACAGCAGAGACACUUUAGAAGGUUUAAAGGAGACCAACAAACACCUCCGGCACUAUGAGCACACCCUCAAAGCAGAACUGGAAAACACAAAAACAAACUUCGACAGAGACAAGGCGCUCUAUGAAGAAAGGAUCAACAACUACAGGGAGACGUUUCAAAAGCAAAAAAACUAUUUUUGCCAAAGUCCUCUGGCCCAAAAGCUCAUCCAGCUGCAGGGGGAGAUGGAAGACAUAGAGACCCGAAUCAAGUCUCAUGACGAGAAGAUAGACGCCAGGCAGCAGGAGCUGGAUCGCCUCACUGCUGCUUCGGCUUCAACUGAGAAACCAGUUGACAGUGAUCAGCACCUGAAGCAUGAAGGGACUCAACUGGACACUUCCACUUCAGAGGAGGCACCUCUUCACCUCAGCCAGCAACAAGAAGAGGAGCCAAAUGAGGAAGACGUUCCUGAGGAAAAGGAGCUCCAGGAGGAGGCUGGUGCUCCAGACAUCGGCAAUGAUGGGUUUGUGUGUGCAGACGAGUGGAAAGAUCAAUCUGAUGAGAUCCAUGCCGAGGAACACGUGCAGGAAACUGAACCUUUCAUCCAGGAGAAGAUGGAGGUGAUCCCUCAAGAAGAAGAGGAGACGGAGAAAGAGACAGGGCGAGAGGUUUCAGCUGAAAUGGACACAACAGAGGACCACGCUGCUCUUCCUCAAAAGCAACUUGAAGAAAAUCCUUUUGACUCUCAGCCAGCAGCUGUGGCUCCAGCCUUCAUGUUCGACUUCGGGUCCAGGGAUUCUCCGUGUGCCUCUGACGCCAAAUCUCCAGCUUCCUUCUUCUCCGCACACUCUGAGCCUAGUGGGUCUGUGUGCACAGAUUUUGGAUUCAAUGUUGACUCCCCGCCUGAGGACUGCUUUGCUUUUGCUAACUCUUUCUUCGUCGAAAAGAAAUCCUCUGACUCAAAACCUGGUGGAAGUGACUUCCUGUUCAACCAAUCGAUGCAAAAUGAGGACUUCCAGUUUCCCUUUGACGCCAACAGCCCCGACACGGGUGAGAUGGAUUCCAGCAAGGAUGAGUUUCCAUUCAACUUUUAGCACCACAAGUUUCAGAAGAAGUUUCAAAAGACGGUGAGGAUGCAAAGAUAUAGUUCCAGUCUUUUAUUGUAAAAGAGCCGCAUUAAUGUUCAGAGAUUUAUAUUACACUUUCUGUUCAAUACAAGGGUAGCGCAUUACAUCAUAGAACUUCUCUAAUUUACACAUUAUUACAGUUACAUUCAAGAAAUUUGCUUGGUUUGUUGAGGAAAAUAAACAUUUAAUUUGCCAGUCUGCGUAUCUGUCUCUAACAGUAGUCUGUCCACAUGUAAGUAAGUAGUUAUAAGUGCAGUUGGCCAACAUUUCAGUGCUUAUUCUAAGGUUAUUUUCUGGUUCUACUGCAGAAGGUUUGAACAACACUGAGAUUAGAACCCAGCGUCGACACUCAGCGAGCGGCGCGUCACAUGCUCGAUCUCUCCAGGGACGUAUUCGCAGAAGCUGGUCUGAUACCGGGCCAACAUCUUGAGCAGAGGCCGCAGGUUGAUCCACCACUGAACUUUUGGCAUCCGGUGUCUUAAAAAACAAACAAAAACAAAAAAAAAGUGAAAUAUUUUUAGUUCAGUCAGAUCAUUUUAUUUGCAUGGGUGUUUCUUCUGGUGUCUUUAGAUGUACAUCCUAUCCUUUGUUUUUUAUGUGUACUAUCAAAUUGUGCCAAGAUGAGUGUACUUUGAAAGUGCCUGACCCAAUUCUCACCGUAACACUUGGCCGUGAACGUUCACAUGUAAGUGUAGUGUGUCCCAAUCCUCCUAAAACCAGGGACGCCCACUGUUCACCACUUGAAAUGAUCCCUUCCAACUGAGGGAGCACCGAAGCUGACUUGAAACCAAGUGGGAAGAUGACGUGUUGAUAGAUUCCCUGGAUACCAACGUGUGAAUUGAAUAACAUUAAUGAAAAACUAUGGUGUCAUUUUAGUAACAGACUACUCCUCCGUUUGUUUACUUCCUACUCAUGUCAGACAUUUGCCAACUAAAGGGUCUACCGUGCAGUU